Messenger RNA from Hemicordylus capensis (graceful crag lizard), 2093 nucleotides. RefSeq names its product heterochromatin protein 1 binding protein 3 (gene HP1BP3). The transcript has 13 exons. The record is from RefSeq and is a predicted model, not a curated record. Gene Ontology annotation, biological process: heterochromatin organization; nucleosome assembly. NCBI's taxonomy places the organism in Eukaryota, Metazoa, Chordata, Lepidosauria, Squamata, Cordylidae. Gene Ontology annotation, cellular component: nucleus; nucleosome; chromosome. Gene Ontology annotation, molecular function: nucleosome binding; DNA binding. Bases 260 to 1948 code for a protein of 562 amino acids.
CCGCCGCCGCACUAGCCCCGCCCCUCUUCCUCCGGUUCCGCCGCCGCCAUUGUUGGAGGGUCCGCCGCCGCCGCCGCCGCUUCUGCUUUGUCUCCCGCGGGCCGCUGAGAGGAAGAGGAGGAGGAGGAAGCUGAGGGGGAAGGGCGCACCCUGAGGCAGUUGUUAGGAAGCCCUCCUCCUUCUCCUCCUCCUCCCCCGCGAGGCCAAGGUGUGGGCCUCCCAGGCGCCCCCUUCCCGUUGGGGCUAGCCGUUAGUUUAAAUGGCGACCGAGCUGUCCGAAGCGGACCCCGCACACCGUAAGGCGCUUCCACUCUUAACAGGAGCCCCCCUGGACAAGUUGAGUGAGACGGUUGAAGACGGCACCAUGCCGAUCCGCCGGGCCGUCAACUCUUCUGCUCGGGAGACGCCUCCCAAAAGCAAGCCUGCGGAAGGGGCCGAGGCCCAGCCAGAUCCGGAUGUCAGCUCGGAGGAAUCCGCUUCGACUGUAGAGGAGCGAGAGAACGAGACUCCGCCGGCCACCUCCAGCGAGACGGAGCCCCCCAAGGAGCCCGAGGCCGAAGAGAAGAGCAAUGCCAAACCGGCCGAGGAGGCCAAAAAGGAGGAAAAGGACCCAGCUAAAGAGAAGGAGAAGAAAGUCAAGAAGACGAUCCCUGCCUGGGCCACCCUCUCCGCCAGCCAGCUGGCCCGGGCACAGAAGCAGACGCAGAUGGCCGCUUCCUCCCGCCCAAAGAUGGACGCCAUCUUGAUCGAGGCCAUCAAGGCCUGCUAUCAGAAGGGGGGCGCCUCCGUCGUGGCCGUCCGCAAGUACAUCAUCCACAAGUACCCGUCCCUGGAACUGGAGAGGAGGGGCUACAUCCUGAAGCAGGCCCUGAAGAGGGAGCUGGAGCGGGGCGUCAUCCGGCAGGUGAAAGGGAAAGGGGCCUCUGGCAGCUUCAUGGUGAUCCCAAACUCGGGGAAGGCGGCUCCCAAGUCCAGGGAUCGGAAGAGGAGCCCCUCGGCUUCGGGGCCGGAGCAGCAGGUGAAGCUGGAAGACGUCCUCCCGCUGGCCUUCACCCGCCUCUGCGAGCCCAAAGAGGCCUCCUACAGCCUCAUCAAGAAGUACGUCGCGCAGUACUACCCCAAGCUGAAGGUGGACGUGAGGCCCCAGUUGCUGAAGAACGCCCUGCAGCGGGCGGUGGAGAAGGGCCAGCUGGAGCAGAUCACGGGCAAAGGCGCUUCCGGGACCUUCCAGCUGAAGAAGUCUGGGGAGAAGCCGCUGCUGGGGGGCAGCCCGGUCGAAGACGCCAUCCUCUCGGCCAUCGCGGCCAUGAACGAGCCCAAGACCUGCUCCACCACUGCCCUGAAGAAGUACGUCCUGGAGAAGCACCCGGGGACGAACGCCAGCCUCCAGGUCCACCUGCUGAAGAGGACCCUGAAGAAAUGCGAGCGCAACGGCUGGAUGGAGCAGAUCUCCGGCAAGGGCUUCAGCGGCACCUUCCAGCUCUGCUUCCCUUACUACCCCAGCCCUGGCAUCCUGUUCCCAGAGAAGCAGAAGGAGGAGUCCUCCUCGGAGGAAGAGGAGGAGGAGGAGUCCUCUUCGGAGGAGGAAGAGGAGGAGUCCUCGGAGGAGGAAGAGCCGCCUCCCAAGAAAAGGAUGCAGAAGCGACCCCCACCGAAAGCGCGGGGCCGGGCCCCCCCACCGGUAAAGCGGCGAGAGGCCAAGCCGAAGCCUCGCAAGGCCCCCGUGGCCCACCGCGGGAAAGCCAAGCCCCCGCCCAAGGCCAAGGCCCCCCCCGCCAAGAAAGCCAAGCCCGCCAAGCCAGCACCCCCCCGGGCGGCCGCCAAGCUCCCCCCCAGCAGCAGCCCCGCCCCCAAGAAGCCAGCUGUGAGCACCCGGAAAGAGGCCAAGCCCCCCUCGGCCAAGAAGAGCAAGCCCACCAUGAGGAAGUCCCUGCGGGCAAAGAAGUAACGCGUCCCCCCCCCCGGCAGGCAGCAGUGCCUCUUGGGUCUCCCCCCACCCCACCCCACCCCUGUUUUCUAAGGUCUGCACAGGCUUCUCUCUUAGUCCUCCCAUUCUCCCUCCCCUCCCCAGAACAGCGCCGCAGACCUCCCCC